This is a messenger RNA of Diaporthe batatas, 2083 nucleotides long. RefSeq lists its product as uncharacterized. Lineage: Eukaryota; Fungi; Ascomycota; Sordariomycetes; Diaporthales; Diaporthaceae. The coding region runs from base 324 to 1331 and encodes 335 amino acids. The record is from RefSeq and is a predicted model, not a curated record. The transcript is spliced from 3 exons.
CCCAAAUUUCCAAUAAACCGUCCCCCGCCCACCUUGGCCCAUCAGUUCGGUUUCCCCCUCCUCUCUCUUUCAUCCUCUAAACCUCCAGGCUUCCCAGGGCAUUUCCACCCACCGCGUACUGAAGCCAUUAUCACUAGAGCAUCAGACCAAAGACAUACCACACCAGCUGCACCCUGCACCUGGCCCACCACUCCACUGCGGCAGCUCUCCCCAUUUUCCCAUUCACCUCCAGACCACCACUCUGCAACCCACCCGCUGCAGCCCGCAGCCAGGUCCAGUGCAAAACCACCAAACCACCACAAACCACCACAACCACCACCGCAAUGGCGCGCCCCAAGAAGGUCGAGGAGAAGCAGCUGGCCCCGGCUGUCCCCCAGCCCGUGCCCAUCGCUAUCCCCCAGCAGCCUCAGCAGCCCAGCCUGGUCGGCAACAACCUGCAGGGCAGAGUCAUCGAUGUUGAUAACUUCAUCAAAGUGCGCAACUCUGUCUACCACCGUUUGGCCACCAUCCAGGAGUUCAUCCGCUCCACCAAUGCGGACUACCUCCGCCAGACCAACCUCCUGAUUGGAGAGCCCACCCUGCCUGAGGAUGACGCCGGUCUUGCAGACAUCGCCGACAUGUUUACGGCACAGUCGCUGCCUCAAGUACCCGGUAUCCCAAAUGUUGCUCCUGCUCCAGUCCCCGUUGUGGAGGAGAAGAAGGAGCGUAAGAAGCGCCAGCAUGACCCCAACGCGCCCAAGCGCCCGUUGACCCCCUACUUCCUCUACAUGCAGACUGCCCGCCCCAUCAUCGCCGCCGACCUUGGUGACCAGGUGCCCAAGGGCGCCGUGCAGGAUGAGGGACAGCGUCGCUGGGGCUCCAUGUCUGCCCAGGAGAAACUUGGCUGGAACUCAGCGUACCAGUACAACCUCCGCCUGUACAAUGCGCGCGUUGCUUCUUACAAGGCCGGCAACCUGAACGCCAAGAACAUGACUGAUGACGAGGCUAUGGAGUACGCUGAGGAGUUUAACAUCCCCAUGCCUCCCCUGGGCGGCGGUGACAACAGCCAUGCCAACGACCAGGCCGCUAUUGCCGAGCAGCUGCAGCAGAGCGCGCCGGCCCCGGAGCCCAUUGUUGAGGAGCCCGCCAGCACCACCAAAGCAGCCAAACCAAAGGCGUCCCGCAAGCGCAAGAGCGAGGCUGAGCCUACGGCUACCCCCGCUCAGCAGGCGGCGGCGACACCCGCGGCCAGCCCGGACAAGAAGCGCAAGAGGGCGUCUACAAAGCCGGUAGAGCAGCCUGAGAAGGAUGAACCCAAGAAAUCGGGACGCAAGAAGGCUAAGAGCGGUUAGGCGGCCCCAUUCCUUGAUCAACACGCUAUCGAUCCGGCCCUCUUCCAAAUCCAACAAUGAUACCUCUCUUUCGGUGCGGCUCUCGUCUUUGUUUUUCGUUCCAAGUACCGAGAGAAAUAUCGACACCCGGCCCCGGAACCCCCUCUACCCCGACACAGAAGUUUCGAAAGCAUCUUGCCCACACCUGCCGACGUCAAAAGACGUGGCUCGCUCUGCGAGCCAUGUGUGACUGUCAAGCGCAAGGCCCAACCAUACCGGCCUGGCUCCUCAUCUGGUGCAAGCGCACAAGCAACAUCUUUUCUGUCUGGCUCGUCUGGUCUUGUUUUCCAGUAGAUCCAGGGCCUGGUAGGAUCUUCUAUAGCCCUGGGUCCUAGACCUAGACAAGGGAAGUAUACCUGGGCGGCUCUUGUUGAGAGGUUUCUUGUUUUGCCCCAGCUUGCCUGCUUUGCAUGUUUUGCAUGAUCAAUGAAAAGAUGCGGACCCAGACCGUGCAGUCGCGGAGGGGGAGGGGCUUAGAAAUGAAACACUCACUGCCCUACUUAGGGCCCAAUAUCUGGAUGGAGUCGGUCUGCGCGUGGUGUUGGGCGGUAGGGGCGUACAGGUCAAUGCAGGACAAAUGCGUGGUUUACGUUGCUGGCUCUGCUUAUUGUAUUUCUUUUUGGUUGUGUAACUAUUUGUUGCUGGCUCCGGUCUUACAAGGGGCAGUCUGGUACAUGGCCUAGGAUGAUAGCAAUUCACGAACACUUGAAGCG